AUGACGGAUCGCCAAAACUUUUCCGCGUCGCAUCUCGUGGCGCCAGCUUCGCGACAAGAGCUACCUCAGGCAAAACAAACCGAUAUUGCGAGCCGUGCCCACCUGCUCGAGCUUCCAGCGGAGAUAAUCCUUCAAAUCGUCGACGCUAUAUUCAACAGCGAUCUCAAGUCGCUAAGGAAGGGCUACGACGAACCCGAGGAGUGUGAAAAUGGCUGGUACCCGGAUUUCAACCGUUUUUCGAUCUGGAGAACGGCCAUCAGACUCGCCAAAACUUGCAAGGCCCUUAACUCUAUCGUGACGCCUGCCAUCUACCAGGCCGACAUCAAAUGGAACCGUGGCUCGAGUCUCCUCUUAGGAGCCAAGACUGGCAGCGCUUCGACCAUUCAAAAGGCUCUCGAAGCUGGUGCUGAGAUAGACAUGUGGGACUUCACGGAGCUUUACGACGACUUUUUUGAACUUCAACAAUCAAUGUCCAACCGGGACGUCACAAGAAACCCGACUGAAAUUGACAUGACGGCCCUACACUGGGCCGCAUAUCACCGGAAUGUCGAUGCAAUCACUGUUCUGCUCGAACACGGCGCGAACGUCAGGACAACAGGCGCUCUUGGCCCUCAUUCUCAGGACAUAUUACGAUUUGCAUGCGCAGCUUGGUUUCGAGUGGUAUCAUACUUCAAGAAGUACUUUCCAAUCCUUCAGAAGGGCGGGUAUCGAACUUGGCUAGACUACAUUCUGCAAGGACUCGCAGAGGGCAAGGGUCCAAAUGUGCUGUACUACGCAUUAACACAGAAAUAUGAGACAGAAUGUUGGUACGGAUUGGUCGCCUACACCAAAGAUCAACAAGACCGACGACAGAAAAACAAACUGGGGGCGGUUAAGACACUACUGCAGGCGGGAGCUUCGAUGACGACGCACUCUACCACUCUUCUCCAUGCGCUGCACCAGGCAUGUGGCAAUUGGGACGAGGAAAUAGUGGCGUUCUUGCUGGAGCAAGGGGCGGACGUCAAUGUCAGGGACAGACUCGGAAACACACCGCUUCACUUCGUGUCCAUGUGCAAGCAUCACGAGGAACCGCCUCGAGAGGUCGUUCGCGUACUGUUGCGUUACGGUGCCGAUAUCAACGCCACGAACAUUUUCACUCGGACACCGCUCCAAGUCUGUUUCGAAGAUGAAUCCAGGCCAAACUUUGCAACAGCCGUCGCGCUUCUGGAAUCGGGGGCUCGACUAUUUCCUGGAAUCAAGACGCGGAUGAAGCGGGGCUCGCACGACGGUUUCAACAACAGCAUACAACGAUACUCUGACCGUGUCAAUGCUCUCCUUUUGGAGAAGGAAGAAACCGCCGUGGACGAAAAGCAGUACUUUCUGGAUGUUCCGACUCGUCAUGCGUUAGAGAAGAAGGCGAUGUAUCUUGUUACGUAUGAGAUGCUCCGUGACUACUCGUUCAAUAAGACGCGUUACCCUGAGACUUCGAAAAGCUUACAAAAUUGGUCGAUCGAGGAUUGGGAGGCUUACUGGAGCGACAAAAGACGAUUUACGGACCAUAAAGGAGUAUUCCUGGGGUUCCACUGA
This is a messenger RNA of Colletotrichum siamense, 1566 nucleotides long. RefSeq names its product Ankyrin repeat domain-containing protein 54 (gene ANKRD54). The coding region runs from base 1 to 1566 and encodes 521 amino acids. Gene Ontology annotation, cellular component: cytoplasm; nucleus. The record is from RefSeq and is a predicted model, not a curated record. Lineage: Eukaryota; Fungi; Ascomycota; Sordariomycetes; Glomerellales; Glomerellaceae. The transcript has a single exon. Gene Ontology annotation, molecular function: protein binding.